GGUGAACUUUGACCAUGUCAGUCUGGGGUGGUGAGGGUGGAAGUGUGAGACACUGUGAAUGACUGACUAACACAAAGUCUUCAUGAUUUCAGGUCCCUUUUUUCCCCUCUAGAAGGCUGAUUCUGUCAUUUGUGGAUAUGAAAGUUGUUGAUGAGGAUACCAGGCUGUGGAACCAUUGUUGCUGAAGGUAAGAUAGAGAGGGAAAGGCUGUGAUCAGAGUGUGUCCGAAUGUGACUGAGUGUGUGUGUAUGGGCGUGUGUAUGUGAAUGUGUGUGUGUGUGUGUGUAGCCUUAUAUGCCCAUUAGAUGAGAUAUGUUUUCCUAAUAUCUUCAUCUGUAGUUAUUACAUCAUCAAACAGCGACAUACCUCUUACAUCAUCAGACCGCAACAUGUUUUCGUUGUCUGCCUUUCUCAGAUGACUCAGAACAUGUUCCAAGAGGGGCUGUACCAUGUUUUUUUUAAGGACCGCUCCUCGGGCCACUCAUUCACUGUAACCACCAAUCAGGAAGAAUUUAAAGAUGUGCGGAUUGGACGCUGGUUUGGGACAGUCGUUAACACCCGCCUCCUUGUCACUGGGGUGAGAUGAGGAAAACAAAAAACAACCCUGUGGUUCCUAAUCAGUGCCCUGUGACCAAACAUGGUUAUUAAUCAGUUAUUACUGUGUUAUUAUAAUUUUACUAUGUAGUUUCGUAAAUACCUGACCAUUUCCUGUGAAAUAAAGAGUUACCCAAAACCCUCACUCUAGAGUACUUCUCCUGUCUCUCUCUCUCCCGCUUCCCUCUCUCUCGCUGUCACUCUAAGGUUUUGCAGUUCUUCGGUGCCCUGGCCUCCAUCCUAACCACAGUAACCUAUGCCUGCGUGAGCUUCAACUGUUCCGUCUCCAUGACUACACCAAUCUGGUCUGGCCUGUUUGUGAGUCCUCGCUUUUCACUGUCUUAUGCAAGACUGUGUUAGCCCACUGAGCUAAUGCCUAGCCAUCCCCGGUUGACACAGUCUAUGUUGUCACUACCUGUUUCAAAAUGUUUUUCCCAUGUUGUGCCCACUGAACAUCACCCUGGUAUAGAUUAUGUCACUAAACUGGUUAUUGUGUGUUGUUACAGUAUCUGGCCACUGGAGGGCUGGCAAUGGAAGUUCAGAGGAAACCCAACAAACUCAACGUGAGUAUCUAUCAUACGAGUGCUUUGUUCAAUGAGCGAUCUGAUUCAUCAAAAGAUUAAUGAUAUACUUUUUGAAUUAAUUAUCCCAAUUUUGACGUCUCACCCUAGUGAAUCUUUUGUGUUGUUCGCCACUGUUUGUAGUGAGUCGCAAGAUUCAUUGCUGCUGUGAUUGUGAUGAGUGUUAAGUUGUUAUGCUCACUGUUCUGUUUGUGUUGAGCAGGUGACCACACUGGUAGGCCUGAACAUUUUCAGCCUACUGCUGGGGUCCUGUGCUCUGCUGGCCUACAGCCUCAUCACUACACAUGCUAAAGCACUCUACACAGACCAACAGGUGUGUUGUACUGUCUGAGUGUGUGUGCAUAUGUGUGUGUCUCUCUGUGUGUAACCCCCUCCUUUCUUUGUCUCCUCUGUUGUCUCCCUCUCAGCGUGUGGGUGUGUACAUAGCGAAGGGCAGCUCUAUCAUGUUCACAGUACAGUGUCUGCUGGCCUCUGUUUACACUCUCUUCCUGUCCUGGAGAGGUCUACGACGGUACAGCGGCCCCCACACUCAGACCUACAACCGUCUAGCACAGGCAAGCCCAAAUGCACGCAAAUGCCUGCACACGCACAUACACAUAUACAAACACUAG
This is a messenger RNA of Coregonus sp. 'balchen', 1786 nucleotides long. The record is from the annotation of a GenBank genome assembly. Lineage: Eukaryota; Metazoa; Chordata; Actinopteri; Salmoniformes; Salmonidae.